UCUCCCUCCCUCCCCUCCCCCUCUCCCUUACCAUAGAAAGAAACAUGGCCCUGAUGCCCUGACUUCUCUGCGCCGCACGGGGUAUUUUCAUUAUUGCAAUUAACGCAGGGGAUGACAUUCUUUUAAUCUUGGGAAUAUACCUCUAAAAUGUUUUCAAGAGUUAGAAAGUUCCUUGAUACCAAGCAGCUUCUUAUAGCUGCAAGAAGGUUUGAAAACCAUGGAGCACCAACGCAACCCUCUGGAGAGGAUAAAUUGAAAACAAUUUUACAAAAAUCUUUCCCAAAUGCAAAAGUCAUAGAAGUUGUAGAUAUAUCUGGAGGAUGCGGAGCUAUGUAUGAUAUAACAGUACUUGCACCGGAGUUGAAAGGAUUAAGCAUAGUCAAGCAACAUCGAAUGAUAAAUGAGGUGCUGAAAGAAGAAAUUAAAGAUAUGCAUGGGUUGCGGAUCAACACCUCUGCGCCAUGAUAUUAUACUUAGGUAUUAGCUUUUAACUGUGUAAUAAGUGUAAAAUAAAGUUUGGUAGAGUAUGUCUACUCAAAUAUAUUUUGGGAAAAAAA
Molecule: messenger RNA, 557 nt
Organism: Thrips palmi
Lineage: Eukaryota; Metazoa; Arthropoda; Insecta; Thysanoptera; Thripidae
Product: bolA-like protein 3
Exons: 4
Coding region: 148-465 (105 amino acids)
Source: RefSeq, a predicted model, not a curated record